CUUCCUGAUAAAGAUGAUUGCUUAUAUUCUGUGCACCGUGUUGGCAGUUUUGCCCUUACUGAUUUACUUGCGGAACCCUUAUUUUUUGAAAGAUUUACGUUACCUGGUUGAUUCAAUUUACAUCGGUAUGCGCAUGGGCAGAAUCAACAAAAAGUUUUAUAGCAUUUUGGAUUGUUUUCUGGACAAAGUGGCGAAGCAUCCGCAUAAGAAGUUCAUGGUUUUCGAGGAAAGCUCCUACACUUACAGCCAAGCCGACAAAGAGAGCAACAAAGUGGCCAGGGCUCUCUUGACGCAUGCCCACCUCAAGGAGGGGGACACGGUAGCCUUGUUCUUGGGCAACGAGCCGCGGUUUGUAUGGAUAUGGCUGGCACUGUCCAAGCUGGGAUGCCCAGCGUCCUUACUCAACUGCAACAUAAUCCAAUCCCUGCUGCACUGUUUCUCCUGCUGUGAAGCCAAAGUCCUGAUCGCUGGUGCUGACCUGCAAGAAGCAAUAGAGGAGGUGUUGCCCACCUUAAAGCAGGAGGGCAUCCUUGUGUUUAUCCUCCGUGAACACUGUGAUGUGGACGGCAUCGAAAUCUCUGACAAAAUUCAGAAGGCCUCCGACGAGCCUCUGUCCCCUCAGCUCAGGGCCAACAUUAACACCAAGACUCCUGUGCUUUAUAUCUACACGUCAGGGACCACAGGGCUUCCAAAAGCAGCUUUACUUAACCAUGAGAAGGUUUGGAUGGCAACUUUUGUCCAGACUAUUGCUGGUGUGCGCUCAGACGAUAUCAUCUACAUAUAUCUGCCUCUGUACCACACUGCUGCUUUUCUAGUGGGACUUUGUGGAGCUAUAGAAAACGGCAUCACCAUUGUUUUAAGAAGCAAGUUCUCUGCCUCCAACUUUUGGAAUGACUGUAGAAAGUACAACGUGACUGUCAUCCAGUACAUAGGCGAGAUUAUGCGCUACCUCUGCAACACACCAAAGAGAGACAAUGACAAGGAUCAUAAAGUCCGUUUGGCUUUGGGGAACGGGAUAAGGGCAGACACCUGGACUGAAUUUCUGGAUCGAUUUGGGAACAUUCAUGUCUGUGAAUGUUACGGCGCAACUGAAGGGAAUAUUGGCUUUAUCAACUAUGUUGGGAAAGUUGGAGCAAUUGGCAGAGAGCAUUUUCUCCACAAACUGGGAUUUCCAUAUGCCCUCAUAAGGUUUGACACAGAAAAAGAGGAGCCAGUCAGAGACUCUAGAGGAUUUUGUAUCGAAGUUCCAAGAGGAGAGACUGGCUUGUUUGUGGGAAAGAUUGGAAAAAGAACACCCUUCAGCGGCUAUGCCAAGAACAAGCAGCAGACAGACAAGAAGAAGCUAAGAGAUGUGUUCGAGAAGGGCGACAUGUACUUUAACAGUGGAGACCUUCUAAAGAUUGACAACGAGGGAUUCGUCUACUUUCAAGACCGCAUUGGAGACACUUUCAGGUGGAAAGGAGAAAAUGUGGCAACCACAGAGGUGGCUGAUCACCUGCUUGCAGUUGACUUUGUAGAGGAAGCUAAUGUCUAUGGUGUGAAGGUUCCAGGACACGAGGGAAGAAUUGGAAUGGCAGCACUGAAACUAAAGGAAAACAUGGAGUUUGACAGCAAAGCUGUAUAUCAGCAUGUCAAAAACUACUUGCCAAGCUAUGCAAGACCACGCUUCAUUCGCAUACAGGAUGCAUUGGUAGUGACUGGCACCUUUAAGCAGAUGAAGGUGAAGCUGGCAGAGGAAGGUUUUGAUCCUGCUCUCAUCAGGGAUCCUUUAUUUUACCUGGAGGACAAUAAAGGCUACACACCCAUGACUCAGGAGAUAUUCAGCUCCAUUGCAGAGGGAAGACUCAGGCUUUAAUUUCACAUUUUCUUUUUAUUUUAUGAGAUAUGAAUUAAAUGUCCCAAAUCACCAGAAUGCUGUGCAGUCAAAAUGGACCAUAAUCCAUUAGAUUAGAAGGGUUAAAACCAAAUGUGGACAAAUUCAAUGCCCUUCAGGGACCAACAGAGCUCAGGACAAAAGUAAGCAGAGCCAGCAUUCGCAGCAUCAACGUGGAGCCAGAGUCCUUCUUCCUCACCUGUGAAAAGUUUUAAAUUUGAGUUCGGACUUCUCCUUAUUUAUGGAAAGAAAAAAUGCCUGUCUCUACAGUAUGAUUUGGAAGUAAAAUUCAAAGACACACAGACUGGUCCCAGUCUGGCACACAUUCCUAUAGUUCCCAGAGUUGAACACAGCUGAAAAGGAGAGAAAUAGUGAGGUCUAACCUGUAACACCAGUUUGUUGUGUACUUUUAAAUCAAAAUAGCACUGCUUCUUCACUUUAGCCUCAUGAAUAGUCCAAAAAUUAGGUCUAUUACCCUGAUACACAGU
Messenger RNA from Archocentrus centrarchus (flier cichlid), 2361 nucleotides. RefSeq names its product very long-chain acyl-CoA synthetase-like. Gene Ontology annotation, cellular component: endoplasmic reticulum membrane; plasma membrane. NCBI's taxonomy places the organism in Eukaryota, Metazoa, Chordata, Actinopteri, Cichliformes, Cichlidae. The record is from RefSeq and is a predicted model, not a curated record. Gene Ontology annotation, molecular function: long-chain fatty acid transmembrane transporter activity; long-chain fatty acid-CoA ligase activity. Gene Ontology annotation, biological process: long-chain fatty acid import into cell; long-chain fatty acid metabolic process.